AUGGCUUCAGUCAGGCGCAAGCCCACCAUCUCCGCCGGCUGGAAAACCCAGAUCGCAUGCGCCGCGGUGCUCCUAGUAGCGCUCUUCCCCGCUCCCGGCUACAUGGUGAAAUCCGACGACUUCAAGCGCUGCGAUCAGAGCGCAUUCUGCGUUCGGCAGCGGGCGUACGCAGACUUUGCCGACAAAGUGUACAAUGACUCGAAGGACUCGCGGCUCUCGCCUUAUGAGCUUGUUGCCGGGUCGCUGAAAUUCGAUGAGAAGGCGGGCUUGGUGACGGCGUCGCUGCUGGAUGCGGAGAACAAGAUCCCGUUCUCACUCUCCGUAUCUCUAUUGGAAAGAAAUACCGCGCGUGUGCAGAUAAAGGAGACUCGGCCCGUUAAGUCUCGUUAUGAGUUGUCCGGCGAUCUCGCGCUAGCAUCAGAGCUGCCCAAGUCAGUGCCAAUCAGCAGCUCGACGAAUAGCAAGGACUCCUCGGAGACGACCGUUGUUUUUGGGGAGAAAAAGCAGAACUCCCUGGUGAUCCGCGCCAAGCCAUUUGCUUUCUCGCUGAGUGUCAACAAUGUUCCCGCCGUGACUUUCAAUGAACACGGUUACUUUUAUUACGAGCAUUGGAGGGAGAAGGACGUGGCCGCUGGCCUUGCGAACCAGGAUGCUUCCUCUUCGUCUGGAGAUCUUGUUGUUGAGACAGGGAUCACGGAUGAUGAAGAGAAGAAGCUGAAAGAGGCGCUGAACAAGGAUUUGUGGGAGGAGACGUUCAAGAGUACAACUGAUUCGAAGCCUAAUGGCCCGGCAUCGAUGGGAUUUGACAUUUCCUUCCCUGGGUCCAGCAACGUGUAUGGACUGCCGGAGCAUGCGGCGAACUUUUCCCUCCUGCCGACAAGGGGCAAAGGAAAAGUCUACGAUGACCCCUACCGUCUGUACAACCUUGAUGUCGCCGAGUACAUCCUCGACAGCCCUAUGGCUCUAUACGGCUCGAUCCCAUUCAUGUUCUCCCACAAAAAAGGCGUCUCAGCCGGCCUGUACUGGAUGAACGCCGCCGAGAUGUGGGUGGACGUUGAGAAACACGACGAGAGCGAUAUCUUGUCGAAAGCCUCCAAAUGGCUCCCGUUCGGAUCGCACAAGGCGCCCAAAGCGAGCACGACGGCACACUGGAUGGCUGAAUCGGGCGCUUUUGAUGUGUUUAUCUUCCUGGGCACGAAACCGAUGGAUAUCUUUGACUCGUUCACUGCGCUGACUGGACGGCCGGUGUUGCCGCAGCAUUUCGCUGUUGCGUACCAUCAGUGUCGGUGGAAUUACAUUGAUGAGCAGGAUGUUGCGGAUGUGGACGCCAAUUUCGACAAAUUUGAUAUCCCGUACGAUGUGCUUUGGCUCGAUAUCGAACAUACCGAUGGCAAACGAUAUUUCACGUGGGACAGUGCCAAGUUUCCUAAUUCGGAACAGAUGCAGAACAAUUUGGCUGUGAAGGGACGGAAGAUGGUGACGAUCAUUGAUCCGCAUAUCAAACGAGAUGACAGCUACAAAGUCUAUAAGGAAGCAAAAGACCUGGGAAUCUUUAUCAAAGACAAGAACGGCAACGAUGUCGACGGGUGGUGCUGGCCAGGCAGCUCAAGCUGGAUCGACUACACCGACGAAAAAGCACGCAAGUACUGGGCCGAGCGUUUCAAGUUUUCCGAAUACAAGGGCUCAACGCCCUCCCUCUUCACCUGGAACGACAUGAACGAGCCCUCCGUCUUCACCGGGCCAGAGAUCACCAUGCCCAAAGACGCGCUCCAUAACGGCGGCGUCGAGCACCGCGACGUGCACAACGUCUAUGGUACACUGCUACACCGAUCGAGUUAUGAGGGACAUCUGCUGCGAUCGGACAAUAAGGAACGCCCGUUCAUUUUGUCCCGUGCUUUCUUUGCGGGGACGCAGCGGUAUGGGGCUAUCUGGACUGGAGACAAUUUUGCCAAGUGGGAUCAUUUGGAGGCUUCGGUCCCGAUGUUGUUGUCUGUUGGGACCUCGGGGGUCGUGUUUAGCGGAGCUGACGUCGGAGGAUUCUUCGGCAACCCCGAACCCGACCUCCUGGUUCGAUGGUACCAAGUCGCAGCCUUUCAGCCUUUCUUCCGAGCACACGCCCACAUCGACACGAAGCGUCGCGAACCAUGGCUUUUCGGCGAGCCCUACACCUCCUUGAUCCGAGCCGCGAUCAGGGAGCGCUACAAGAUUCUGCCAUACAUCUAUACCUUGUUCGCGGAGGCUACGAGGUCUGGGGCGCCUAUAAUGAGACCAUUGCUUGCGGAGUUUCCUGAGGAUGAAGCCACUUUCGCGAUCGGUGAUCAGUUUAUGCUCGGAAGUGGCAUUCUGGUCAAGCCUGUUAUUAGCAAGGACCAGGAGAGCGUGAACGUCUACGUACCCCAGGCAUCGGUAUGGUACGACUACCACACCCACGCGAAGCUCGCGGCCUCAACCUCCGGCCAUGUCACAAUCAAGACUCCGCAAGAAAGGAUCCCGGUCCUCCUGCGGGGCGGAAGCAUCAUCCCCAGACGCGAGCGAGUCCGCCGCGCCUCGAACCUUAUGUUGCGCGACCCUUACACGUUAUGGGUUGCUUUGGAUCAACAGGGACAAGCCCACGGCGAACUCUACGCCGACGACGGCCACACCUUCCAAUACCAAGAGAACAAGUACAUCCUCUCAGCCCUCUCCUACACCCACAACACGCUCAGCAGCACCCUUCACACCACCCAAACCUCUGCCCCGUCCGAGUCGACGAUCACCGAGGUCGGCUCACGCGUGGAGCGGUUGGUGAUUGUAGGCUUGAAAACGGCGCCGAAACGCGUCGUUGUGACUGAGGGCGGGAAGAAGAGUGAUAGGGAGGUGCUGGUGGAGAGUGAAAAGCUGGCGGAUGGGCUGGUGAGGGUUACGUUGAGGGAUCCGGCGGUAAUUGUUGGGAGGGAGUGGGAGGUUAAGCUGGAGUUUUGA
Molecule: messenger RNA, 2961 nt
Organism: Fimicolochytrium jonesii
Lineage: Eukaryota; Fungi; Chytridiomycota; Chytridiomycetes; Spizellomycetales; Powellomycetaceae
Product: glycosyl hydrolases family 31-domain-containing protein
Exons: 8
Coding region: 1-2961 (986 amino acids)
Biological process (GO): carbohydrate metabolic process; N-glycan processing
Cellular component (GO): glucosidase II complex
Molecular function (GO): alpha-glucosidase activity; carbohydrate binding
Source: RefSeq, a predicted model, not a curated record